This is a messenger RNA of Ilex paraguariensis (yerba mate), 1364 nucleotides long. NCBI's taxonomy places the organism in Eukaryota, Viridiplantae, Streptophyta, Magnoliopsida, Aquifoliales, Aquifoliaceae. The record is from the annotation of a GenBank genome assembly.
CGAAGAUCAUGAGAGAUUUUGUUUUUGAACUUCUGACCGGUGUGAAGACGAAGGAAAUCCCUAUUACUAGGGAUUUUAUUUCUAUUUUAGACGUAGUGAUCGAGGGACGUGAUAGAGAAAAAGGGCUGAUGGACGUUGAAACUCUCAAAGAGGCCGUGAUGACCAAUCUUACCCUGAGUAAUGAAUAUUAUGAGUUAUUCGAGAAAAAGAAAGAAGAAAAUCUCCAGGAGGUUGUGAUCAUGGGCAAUCUUUACAUGAACAAUACACAAGGGUUGACGGAUACUGAGGCUUUUGUGGAUAAACCCACCAUUGAUUCUCAAGGGCUGAAGGACGAAGAAACUCUCAAAGAGGCUGUGAUGGACAAUCUUACGAUGAACACCGAGCAACAAUUGACGAAUGAGAGUAUUGUACAUCAACCCAUCGAUGAUUCUAUUGUGUUAUUCGGGAAAAAAGUAGUGUUGAUGAAAUCACAGAAUUCUGUGGAGAAAGGUAAGCAAAUCUCGAAUUCUCCUGAAGUAUGCAAAGAAGAGAAGGUUUGGUAUCACAAUAUACCAAGGAAACCAAGGACCAAGAGAGUAGAGGUGUCUACUUCUAUGGAUUGCCCCGAAGAGUCUGAGAAGAGGAAGUUCUUUGAAGGGGAAAGUUCUGGAACAAAAGUUGUGAAGUCAAAGAGAGUAGAGGGGUUCAUGAAGCUUAUUGGAAUGGAUUGCACGACAAAUUUUGAGAAGACAGAUUCAAAGAGGAAGUUUUUUGAAGGUGAAAGUUCUGGAACAAAGAUUGUAAAGCCAAAGAAACCGAGGAAGAACAUGCCACAAACUGAUCCAAACCAAAAACCUGAUCUACCCGUAGAGUUCAAGAAUUUAAUCAGUGCCCUGGGGGGUUCUGAGCCAGUGUUAGUAAUACAAAAAUCCUUGUUCGAUACAGACGUUAGUAAUCAGCAUAAUCGGCUAUCGAUACCGAUAAAUAAAAUGGAAGAGGGUUUUUAUCUACAAGAGGAUGAGAAGAGAGCAUUGGACCUGCGCAAUGGAAAGAAGUGCGGUGAAAUAUCAGCAAGCUUGGUUGGACGGACCCUUGAAGAAAGUGAAAUAAAACUGAGGAAGUGGGACAUGAAGAAGGAGCAUAGUGGCACAAAUAAUGCAAUGUACGUUUUGACGCAAUCUUGGAACACGUUUAGGGAGAGUAAUGGACUGGAAGCAGGAAUGGUUGUGCAGGUUUGGUCAUUUCAAGUUAAUUCAAGGCGGUGGUUUAUUCUUGUUAACAACCGAGAAGAAUGUUCGAGUGACGAAAGCAACCGAUCUUGUGAUGGUGCAAGCACUAGCAAAAGCAGUAAUAUUGCAUCUGCUUCUGGCUCCAAAACCCAAUAA